CAACACCAUCCACAUCCGUCUCACAUUUGUCUUGAUUGUCUCGUCUUGUCUUGUCUCCUCAUCCUCCAUCAUCCAUCCUGCUCCGACGCUUUCUCCACGUCUCCGCUCACCUCCCUCCUCCUCUCCCCUUUCCUUCCCCUCGGCGGUAACUCGCACGGUCAUUCUCAACAAGCGCACCGCGCCUGAUCGUAGCCCUCGAUCGUAUCGUCGUAUUACCGCCAAGUCACCGCUCGACACCGCCCCUCGCCCCACCCACACCACCAACACACCGCCGCUGCAUCUAAUCCUUUCUCGAGUGCCCUACUUGGUCUCCAUCACCUGUCUGGGACAUACGGUUCCCCUCCCUCUACUCGUCGCGGCGCCCCUCCACCCUUCUCCCACACCGUAGCCGACCACCAUCAUGGAGCCCAAGGUUCUCGGCACCCUCGUCGUCGUGGUCGGCACCGCUAAAAACUUGCCCAACAAGAGUCGCUUUGGCAAGCAGGACCCGUUCUGCACCUUACAGAUCGGCAGCGUCAAGCGCCGAACCCAGCCUAUCAAACGCGGCGGACAGCAUCCGGAAUGGGACGAGGAGGUACGCUUCGCGAUCCACGAAGAUGUGGACGACAUGUUGGCCGCGUCGACCUCCAAGCCCUUGCCCGGCGAGCCCGGCGUCGUGACUCCGCAGAGCAUGGCUAACAAGUCGCGCAAGCCGGCAGCAAAGAAGGGCGCCAAGGUCAUGAAGCUCGCCGUGUGGGCCGAUGACAUAAAGGAGCCCGAGCUCAUUGGUGAGGCCAUCGUCAACUUUGACGAGGCAUUGACCAAGGGCGAAGUAGAUGAUUGGUGGAUCCUCCAGUCCAAGGACGGCAAGGACAAGUACUGCGGCGAGGUGUACAUGGAGAUGACUUUCUUCUCCAAUGCGCCUCCACCCAAGAAGAACCCGCCCCCGGGUCAGCAGGGCCAGAGCCCGGUCCGUCCUCCUGGGCGACCAGGUCUGCCAACGAGCGCCUCCAUCUCGGGCAUGAACCUCUACAUACCCCCUUACCAGCAACCGCAAGGCGCACAAGCUCCGCCUCAGCGGCCACCAGCGCCGCCACAGCCGCAGGGAUAUGCAGGCCACGCGCCCCCGCACGCCCCGCAGGCUCCACAGAGGCCGGUAUCCAGCACGUACGCUUCCAAUGGCUUCGCUGAGCUGGGACUUCCCCCGCAGCCUCCUCAGCUGCAUGGUACCGGCGGCAGACCCCAGACGGCGGCCGCGAACGCUCUCGCCUCGCAGAUGGGUUCGAUGUCGCUUGGCCCCUCGCACCAACAGCGUCCAGGCGGCAAUGCGCACCAGGCCGCAACGAUUGGGCAUGGAAGGCCGCAGUCGGCGUACAUUGCGCCACAGCACCCGGCGCCGCCACCGCCGCCGCCCCAGCUCCAACAGCAGUCAUCGCAGAGCGGUGCCGCUGCACCUUGGGCGGAUCUCCUUCCGCAGAAUCAAGGCCAGCAGCAGCAGGCCCCUCCCUUGCCCCGUCCCAUGAGCUCGGUCGACAUGGGCGCGUACAAUCCGAGUGACCCGCGCGCUUCAGCGAUUCCACCCCGCCCGCACUCGUCCAUGCAGCAGCAGCAGCCGGCGCCUUUGCCGAUGCCCUCCCAUGGUCGGACUGGGUCACUGUCUCACAGCCUCGCCCCGCCGGUUGUGGGCUCGCCGCCGGUCCAGCAGUACGGCAGCAACUUCCAGCCUCUGCCUGAGCCUCCCAGAACCACGAGCCCGGCGCCCUUUGGUGUGUUCCAGAACGCUCCGCCUGUGCCGCCUGUGCCGCCCCAGCCUCCUCAGCAUGGUGGCUACCAGCAGCCUCAACAGCAGCAGGCAUAUGCCCCCGCCCAGCCUCCCGCGCAGCCAGCGUAUAACACUCCCCAGCCUCCUCGACAGGGCACGUGGCCCCAGACGGGCAAUCAACAGGGCUACCAACAGCCGGGGGCAUCUCCGCAGCAGCAGUAUGCCGCUUCGCCUGGCGUAUCGCCGGGCCCAACGGCUUCCCAAUACGGUUCACCGGCUCAGCAGCACCAGUUGCCACAAGCACCGCAGCCGCCACACCGCAACUCUCUACCUGGCACGUCGGUAGCGCCGAGCACAACCACCGGGCCGUAUGUGCCAUGGCACAUGCAGACUCCAGCAAACCAAGGCGGCCAGAGUGGAGCUCCUGCACCUCCCGCUCCUCCCGCCCGCCCCAACGCGGGAUACUACCCCUCGGACGAGCUUUACGUUGCGCCGCAGCAGCAGCAGCAGCAGCCGCUUCCGCAAGCUCCUGUGCACCAGCAGUCUCUCCCGCCCCAGCAGCCGCUGCCGCCCGCGCACCAGCCUCCUCCUCCAAGUUUGCCUCAGGCACCGCAGCCUCCCCCUCCUCCGCAGAACUAUGGAUACACAUCGCCGCCGCUGCCUCAUCAGGCUGCUCCUUCAAUGCCGACAUUCAGCCCGCCGCCGCAGGCUCCAAUGUCGACAUUCAGCGCGCCGCCGCAGGCUCCAAUGUCGACAUUCAGCCCUCCGCCUCAGCAGCAGCCGCAGUCCAACUUCCGCCCGAACGCGCCGCCCAGAGUCCCCUCGCCAGUGGGGUACGCGCCCGUACCGCCGCCGCGGGUGCCCUCGCCGCUGCCGCCGACGGGGCAGCCCAACUCGCCGCCAAAGACCAACUCGGACUGGCGGUCGUACCUGCACGGUUUGGGGAAUGUGAACGGCCCCCCGCCGCAGGCUCCGGCACCGGCACCGGCGCAGCAGCAGGGGGGGGAGUGGUACCCGCCUGCGGGCGGGUCGUCAAACACGAUGCAGCACGCGCAGGCGCAGACUGGGUAUGCGCCGCAGCAGUGGUGAUUUGAGGACGAGAUAUAGAAGUGCAUGCACGUGUGGUGUGGGGAG
Cutaneotrichosporon oleaginosum is the source of this 2875-nucleotide messenger RNA. RefSeq lists its product as uncharacterized. The record is from RefSeq and is a predicted model, not a curated record. NCBI's taxonomy places the organism in Eukaryota, Fungi, Basidiomycota, Tremellomycetes, Trichosporonales, Trichosporonaceae.